AUGAUUGAUGACGACCAGUGGGCUCGCAUUGUAAGGGCCGUGUCAAGACUUCUCGGAUGGGUCUAUACAUUAUCCUGGAGUGCUUCGUUCUAUCCCCAACCGUGGCUGAAUUGGAAACGUCGGUCCACUCAUGGCCUUACCAUCGACUUUCCGCUUCUCAACGUCCUCGGUUUUGUAUGCUACAGCAUAUCGACCUGCUCUUUCCUGUAUUCACCAACAAUCCGAGAACAAUAUGCCGUGAGGCACCCCUUAUCCCCAGAGCCGACCGUUCAGGUGAAUGAUGUUGCCUUUGGCCUGCACGCCGUUGUCCUCGUCAUCUUGACGUAUUCGCAAUUCUUCUCGCGGCUUUGGGGCUUUCGAGACGCAGCCCAUCAGCGAGCCACUCGCCCAGUUUUGGCAAUAGUGUGGGGGAGCCUUCUGGCUGUGGCUGGCACGGUUGUGAUGGUACUUUUCCGCUCAGGAUUGAGGGACCAGGAUCCGAUGGACUGGGCAUGGAUAGAUGUGCUGUACACUUUGGGAUAUGUCAAGCUCGUCUGCACAUUCGUUAAGUACAUUCCACAAGCGUUCUUCAACUAUAAGCGCCAAUCGACCGAGGGAUGGAGCAUACUGCAAAUCUUGUUCGAUCUUACCGGAGGUGUGCUGUCCAUAGCUCAGCUGAUUCUCGAUGCGAGCUUCGGCGGUGACUGGAGUGGAAUCACUGGAAAUCCUCUGAAGUUGGGGCUCGCGAAUAUUAGCAUGGGCUUUGACCUGCUUUUCAUCGUCCAGCACUAUAUUCUGUACCGGGGCCGAGAAGGGACGAGCAAAGGCUCGGACGAUGACAACGACCCCGAACGGCCGCUACUCAGUCGUUGA
Messenger RNA from Fonsecaea multimorphosa CBS 102226, 852 nucleotides. RefSeq lists its product as uncharacterized. Gene Ontology annotation, cellular component: vacuolar membrane; fungal-type vacuole. NCBI's taxonomy places the organism in Eukaryota, Fungi, Ascomycota, Eurotiomycetes, Chaetothyriales, Herpotrichiellaceae. The transcript is spliced from 4 exons. The coding region runs from base 1 to 852 and encodes 283 amino acids. The record is from RefSeq and is a predicted model, not a curated record. Gene Ontology annotation, biological process: L-cystine transport. Gene Ontology annotation, molecular function: L-cystine transmembrane transporter activity.